CAGAGUCACUGCUUCUCGGAUUUAUUUGUGGACAAGUGGGAUGCAGUUCAGGGCAUCAGGGUUCAGGCAUCACUGAGGUUGCUGGCAUAGAUGCUGUGGGUGGGAGCUGUGGAGGCAGUGGUGUCCUAAUGAGCAGAGUACUUCUCCUUCCUUUAGACUUUCUCGCCGCAGUGGACUCCUGGUUCAAGGUCUUGCUGCCCAAGUUAUAUCCAUGGCUCUACCACAAUGGGGGCAACAUCAUUAGCAUUCAGGUGGAGAACGAAUAUGGUAGCUACAAAGCCUGUGACUUCACCUACAUGAGACACUUGGCCGGGCUCUUCCGUGCGCUGCUAGGAGACAGGAUCUUGCUCUUCACCACAGAUGGGCCUGAAGGACUCAAAUGUGGCUCCCUCCAGGGACUCUAUACCACUGUCGAUUUUGGCCCAGCUGACAACAUGACCAAAAUCUUUGCCCUGCUUCGGAAGUAUGAACCCCAUGGGCCAUUGGUGAACUCUGAAUACUACACGGGCUGGCUGGAUUACUGGGGCCAGAAUCACUCCAUGCGGUCCAUUUCGGCUGUAACCAAAGGUCUAGAGAACAUGCUGAAGUUGGGAGCCAGUGUGAACAUGUACAUGUUCCAUGGAGGUACCAACUUUGGAUACUGGAAUGGUGCUGAUGACAAGGGACGCUAUCUUCCAAUUACUACCAGCUAUGACUAUGAUGCACCAAUAUCUGAAGCAGGGGACCCUACACCUAAGCUUUUUGCUCUCCGAAAUGUCAUCAGCGAGUUCCAGGAAAUUCCUUUGGGACCUUUACCUCCCCCCAGCCCCAAGAUGAUGUUUGGACCUUUGACCCUGCACCUGGAUGGGGAUCUGCUGACUUUCCUGGACUUCCUGUGCCCCCGUGGACCCAUCCGUUCAAUCUUGCCAAUGACCUUUGAGGCUGUCAAACAGGACUUUGGCUUUAUGUUGUACCGGACCUAUCUGACCUAUACUGUUUCUGAGCCAACACAAUUCUGGGUGCCUAACAAUGGAGUCCAUGACCGUGCCUAUGUGAUGGUAGAUGGGGUGUUUCAGGGUGUUUUGGAACGAAACAUGAGACACCAACUGUUUUUGAUGGGGAAUAUAGGGGCCACACUGGACAUCCUGCUGGAGAACAUGGGGAGGCUCAGUUUUGGGUCCAACAGCAGUGACUUCAAGGGCCUAUUAGAGCCACCAGUUCUGGGGCAAACAGUCCUUACCCAGUGGCUGAUGUUCCCUCUGAAAGUUGAUAAGCUUGUGAAGACGUGGUUUCCCCUUGAGUUGCCGAGAAGUUCACAUCCUCAAGUGCCCUCCGGCCCCACCUUCUACUCCACAACGUUCCCAAUUUUAGGAGAAGGCGGGGACACUUUUCUCUUUCUACCUGGAUGGACCAAGGGCCAAGUCUGGAUCAAUGGGUUUAACUUGGGCCGGUACUGGACAAGGCAGGGGCCACAACAGACCCUCUAUGUGCCAAGACCCCUGCUGUUUUUUGGGGGAGCCCUCAACAAAAUCACAUUGCUGGAGCUAGAAAAUGUGCCUCCUGAGCCCAAAAUCCAGUUUCUGGAUAAGCCUAUCCUCAAUAGCACCUUGCAUAAGACAUACAUCUAUUCCCUCUCAGCUGAUACACAAAAUCCCUCUGAACCAAUGGAGUUAAGUGGGCACUGAAAGUAAGAUAACCCUUGGACCUGGGACACGGAGUGGGCAGGAUCCCUUGGUGCUGGCCCCAGUGACCAUGAGGAACAAAAGGCCACAAGGCCUGAAUGCAAGUACAAGUGCAGUUUCCUUGCCAAACUUUAUUGUGAUUAAAGUUCCAGAGAUAGUACCCGCUCCA
Molecule: messenger RNA, 1830 nt
Organism: Hyaena hyaena (striped hyena)
Lineage: Eukaryota; Metazoa; Chordata; Mammalia; Carnivora; Hyaenidae
Gene: GLB1L
Product: galactosidase beta 1 like
Exons: 12
Coding region: 129-1664 (511 amino acids)
Biological process (GO): carbohydrate metabolic process
Cellular component (GO): vacuole
Molecular function (GO): beta-galactosidase activity
Source: RefSeq, a predicted model, not a curated record